This is a messenger RNA of Paramuricea clavata, 808 nucleotides long. NCBI's taxonomy places the organism in Eukaryota, Metazoa, Cnidaria, Anthozoa, Malacalcyonacea, Plexauridae. The record is from the annotation of a GenBank genome assembly.
AUGAAAAAUGGACCAUUUGCCAUAGCCACAGAUGGAUCAGGUGACUCAGCCCCUGAAAAGAUGAACCCCCUAACAGUGCGCAUAUUUGAUAUUAACCGUGGGAUGGUAUGCACACAGUUCUUAGACAUGUGCAUGUCUUCUUCAUCAACCGCAGAGGGUAUAUUUGCCAAGAUGCAAGGUGUCAUGCAGAAGCAUCAAAUAUCCUGGGAUAAUUGUGUUGGAGUUGGUGUUGACAACACCUCAGUUAAUAUGGGUUGUAACAAUUCCAUCAAGACAAGGGUUCUCCAACAAAACGGAGCCAUCUACAUUAUGGGCUGCCCAUGUCACAUAGUUCACAAUACUGCAGCAGAAGCGUGUGAAACUGUAAGUAUAGUAUGUUAAAUUGUGACCGCUCAGUUGGUUUAGCAUCUGACUAUGAAGCGGGAGGUCAUGGGUUCAAAUCCAGGCCGGACCAACACAAACAGUCUUAAAAUAAUUGAGGAAGAAGGUCCUGCCAUUGCUCUUAGACCUUCAAUUAUUCUCGAGCAAGGACGUUAAACCGUAGGUUAAGCCUUUCUACCGAAAUGUAACUAUUUCUCUUUUAUAAAGGUUUCAAAAUUUAAUGUUGAAGAUCUUGUGAUAGACAUCUUCUUUUGGUUUGACAAAAGUACGAAAAGAAAGGCAUGUCUGAGUGAAUAUUGCAGUUUUUGUGACAUCGACUACAGACAGAUUGUGAAACAUGUGAACACCAGAUGGCUUAGCUUAGACCGAGCGGUUGGUCGUGUACUACUACAGUAUGAUGCUCUUAAGAGCUACUUUUUGUCUGAAG